AAAAUCUCAUAUUUAAAACCAAAACAUAACUAUUUUAUUUGUUUGCAGUACACCACUUCGAUCCGUACCUCAAAAACCUUCUCAUUAGUUCUUUGAAGUUGAUCAUUCGACAAAUCAAACAAUGGACUCUAUUGCAGAAUCACAGAGAACCUUGUAUCCUUAUGUGACUGGAUCCUCCGUGGUUGCUAUUAAAUACAAAGAUGGGAUUCUCAUGGCUUCUGAUAUGGGAGGUUCCUAUGGGUCUACUCUGCGAUACAAGAGUGUUGAGCGGGUGAAGCCUAUUGGGAAACAUUCCCUUAUCGGUGCCAGUGGAGAAAUAAGCGAUUUUCAAGAGAUUCAACGUUACCUCGAUGAGCUUAUCCUCACUGACAACAUGUGGGAUGACGGGAAUUCUCUAGGACCUAAGGAGGUGCACAACUAUUUAACUCGAGUGAUGUAUAAUAGGCGUAACAAGUUCAACCCUCUGUGGAACUCCCUUGUACUUGGCGGUGUGAAGAACGGGCAAAAGUACCUCGGCACGGUUAACAUGAUCGGAAUUAAUUAUGAAGAUGAUCACAUAGCUACUGGGCUAGGAAAUCAUCUUGCUAGGCCGAUUCUUCGUGAUGAGUGGCAUGAAAAUUUGAGCUUUGAGGAAGGUGUUAAGUUACUGGAAAAAUGCAUGCGUGUGCUUUUAUAUCGUGAUAGGUCUGCUGUCAACAAGAUACAGAUAGCUAAAAUGACUGAAGAAGGUGCGACUAUGUUCCCGCCAUUCUCAUUAAAAACAUACUGGGAGUUCUCUGCUUUCAAGAAUCCCACAGUUGGUGCUGAAGGUUCAUGGUAGCUGUUUGAAUAUGAAAUUAAAUGAAACUGGAGUUUGAAACGAUAUAUGAAAUGACUUUCAAUUACUUCAUUGUAUUAAAUGGAUACUGCAUCAAAUAGCUGAUGCGAGUUUGUAUUUUUCCUAAAACUUGACUAUUAUUAUUUAUUUUUCAGCAAUGGUAGUUCAACUUAAGAGUUAAAAAUCUACCACCAUUUUAAUUUUACUUAUUCUUGAAUGAUA
Molecule: messenger RNA, 1039 nt
Organism: Medicago truncatula (barrel medic)
Lineage: Eukaryota; Viridiplantae; Streptophyta; Magnoliopsida; Fabales; Fabaceae
Product: proteasome subunit beta type-4
Exons: 6
Coding region: 122-820 (232 amino acids)
Cellular component (GO): proteasome core complex
Source: RefSeq, a predicted model, not a curated record